This is a messenger RNA of Bactrocera neohumeralis, 740 nucleotides long. RefSeq lists its product as uncharacterized. NCBI's taxonomy places the organism in Eukaryota, Metazoa, Arthropoda, Insecta, Diptera, Tephritidae. The transcript has 4 exons. The record is from RefSeq and is a predicted model, not a curated record. The coding region runs from base 154 to 678 and encodes 174 amino acids.
AUUCUCUUAAUGUAGAAGUUUAAAUAUUUUUUUUAUUUGUAUCUCCCUGUAUAUUAUGCGUUUUCUUUCUUUUUUGUGUGUUUAUUGCUCUCUGCGCCUAUUCGACAUUUUUUUCCUUUGUCUUCAAAUAAAUAUAUUUACAAAAUAACUGAGAUGGCAGAAUAUAAAACUCUCUGCCCGAAAAUUAUAAAAAUAACCGCAUUGAUUCUAGCAUUUCUACUGUUAGUCAAGACAUUUCUUUGCUUUCUGUUGUCAUUUGCCAUACUCGAAGAACCGCCUGAGGAUUGGCCACAAAGGCUAAAAGAAGUACAAAUGUUCUUAUGGCCUCUUCUAGAUGACUGCCAUCCCAAAUGGUAUAGUUGGUUCUCGCUAAUUCUCAACGCUGUCGGUGUUGUGGUAUAUUCUUAUAUGUACUUUGGCAUACUAAACACACACAAAUUUAAUCUCUUGGUGGGUCUCAUUGGAGUGACGGCUUAUCUUAUAGUUUCCGUACCAGCUCACAUCGUCUUGUGGAUAUUACAUACAAGGCCACAUACGAUGAUGACCUUAAAUUGCAUGGGAACUGCGGUGUCCGUCAUUUGCAGCCCUUUAUCCUACAUUCACUAUCGAAGAAUACUCAACGACGAGCGCAUUCAAGAAAUGGAGGAAAGCGAAUAUGCAGAAAGUAAAAAGAAAUGAUUAAUGUGUUGAAUAAUGGUUCAAAUAUAGAAAUAAAUAUACAGAUUUAAAUUGAUGGAAUA